GUUUUUGUUUUCAUGAACUCAAAAACCAGAGAUGAGUAAACCCCAGCAUGAACCUCCUUAUGAAAUUGAGAACCAGUUUAUAUUGCGUCUGCCUCCGGAACAUGCUGCUACUGUCAGAGAAAUUAUACAAUCUGGAAGUGUUGCCAUGAAAGAUAAACUAAAAAUUGACUUGUCUUCUGAUGGACGUCAUGCAGCUGUUGAGGUGAAAGAUGUCUCACUAACUGCUAAGGUGGUUGACUUGCCUUGCGUUAUUGGAAGUCUGAAGACUCUUGACAAUAAAAUGUUUUAUAAAACGGCAGAUAUUUCCCAGAUGCUUGUGUGCACUGAGGAUUGUGGUCUCCACUCUCCUCCGGAAGAAGCAGUUACCUCUACUGAUCUUAAAGAAAUCAAGAAAAAGGAAAAGGAGAGACGGAAAAAAUAUGGCUGGAAGCAUGGCAUUACUCCACCACUUAAGAAUGUCAGAAAGAAAAGGUUCCGCAAAACAAGAAGAAAGCUGGUUGAUUUCAAACAAGUCAAAGAAGUCAGCUUUACUGAGGGCACUGACUCUCCUGAUUCAGAAAAGGAAGUGAAAAGACUGCUGUACUCUGAUGCUGAAGCUGUCAGUGUCCGAUGGGAAGUAAUUGCUGAAGGUGAAACCAAGGAAAUUGAAAGUAAAGGCUCUGUUCCAAGCUUUGAGAUGUCCCCAGGAACAAGUGGCUAUAAGCGGGGUGAUAGCUCACCAGAAUAUCAUAUGCUUCGGAGGAUACUCAAUGAUUCUAGCAAUAGCAGUGAUGAUGAGGAGGAAAAGGAUAAGUACCGGGACGAGGACGAGGACGAGGAGGAGGAGGAAGAGGAGGAGGAUGAUGAUGAUGAUGAUGAUGAUGAUGAUGAUGAUGAAGAAGAAGAAUUUUACUAUGAGGAUAAUGAAGAGGCGGAACAGUAUUAUGAAGAGAAUAUGGAAAGGGAGCUACAGGCCAAGUUAAUUGAAUUUGGCCAGUGUAAGACAAAGGAAGGAAUCAGUUUAAUAGUCGUAGAAAUUCGGAAGCAUAUUCAUUACAUGGAGAAAAAGAUCCAAGAGAUUCAGUGCAGAGCACAAAGACAAAAGAAUCUCAUCAAGAAAGUGGAAAACCUGACACUGAAGAAUCAUUUAUACUCUGUGCUGGAGCAGCUUGAGUUACAGAAAAAACAAAAAAAUGAGCAGGUAAGAAAUGUGUUUUCAAAUCAAUCAGAAAAUAUUUGAUACAAAUAAUACCCCACCCAACCCUCCAUCUCAUUUCUGAC
Myotis davidii is the source of this 1260-nucleotide messenger RNA. It is a transcript of the gene TAF7L, whose product is annotated as TATA-box binding protein associated factor 7 like. The coding region runs from base 32 to 1219 and encodes 395 amino acids. Gene Ontology annotation, biological process: transcription initiation at RNA polymerase II promoter; RNA polymerase II preinitiation complex assembly. NCBI's taxonomy places the organism in Eukaryota, Metazoa, Chordata, Mammalia, Chiroptera, Vespertilionidae. The transcript has 11 exons. Gene Ontology annotation, cellular component: transcription factor TFIID complex. The record is from RefSeq and is a predicted model, not a curated record. Gene Ontology annotation, molecular function: RNA polymerase II general transcription initiation factor activity.